Messenger RNA from Exophiala mesophila, 1818 nucleotides. RefSeq lists its product as uncharacterized. NCBI's taxonomy places the organism in Eukaryota, Fungi, Ascomycota, Eurotiomycetes, Chaetothyriales, Herpotrichiellaceae. Gene Ontology annotation, biological process: transmembrane transport; carbohydrate transport. The transcript is spliced from 7 exons. The record is from RefSeq and is a predicted model, not a curated record. Gene Ontology annotation, cellular component: membrane. Bases 1 to 1713 code for a protein of 570 amino acids. Gene Ontology annotation, molecular function: carbohydrate:proton symporter activity.
AUGAAGUUGUUCGGCAAGAGGUACUUGGGCCUUCGAGGCACCAGACUCAAUGUCGCCGUGGGAAUCAUUGCUGGGCUUGAUUUCUUACUAUUCGGCUACGACCAAGGCGUCAUGGGCGGACUAUUAACCCUCCCCAGUUUCACGGCAACAUUCCCCGAAAUCGACACUACACCUGCCGGCACAGCUGGACUGAGCCCUUCAGAAGCAUCGCAAAGAUCAACCAUUCAGGGUAUUUCCGUCGCAUCAUACAAUGUGGGCUGUUUCUUCGGCGCCAUAUCAUGUAUCUGGAUUGGAGAUAUAUUGGGUCGACGAAAGACUAUCUUCCUGGGUUCAUCGAUCAUGGUUGUGGGAGCUACUCUACAGACAUCGGCUUUCAGUCUGCCGCAUUUCAUUGUGGGACGGAUAAUCACGGGCUUGGGUAAUGGGUUGAAUACUUCGACGGUGCCGAUGUGGCAGUCGGAAUGUUCGAAGUCGCAUCGGAGAGGACAAUUGGUUAUGGUUGAGGGGGCCUUGAUUACUUGUGGAAUCAUGAUCAGUUAUUGGGUCGAUUUUGCAUUUUCAUUCAUCGACUCCGAUGUCUCAUGGCGAUUUCCAAUUGGGUUCCAACUAUUAUUUGCUUUAAUCAUUCUGACUUUUAUUCUCGAACUUCCUGAAUCGCCUAGAUGGCUCAUCUUCCGUGGCAACGAAGAAGAGGCCCUCGAAGUACUCGGCGCCCUUUCCGAUAAAGAGCCCACCGACAAAUACAUCGUUGCCGAAUUCGACGCUAUCAAGGACACAGUUCUCGAAGCCGAAGCAACCACAUUCAAGGAUCUGUUCACCAUGGAUGAAGAUCGUCACUUCCAUCGUGUCGUUCUCGCCUAUGUGAAUCAGAUGUUCCAGCAAAUCAGCGGAAUCAACCUCAUCACCUACUAUGCCGCUACCAUCUACGAAACCAACAUUGGACUCAGCCCAUUCAUUUCCCGGAUCUUGGCCGCUUGCAACGGUACCGAGUAUUUCCUCGCAUCUUGGAUCCCCGUCUUCAUCAUUGAGAAGGUCGGUCGUCGGAAAUUGAUGAUUUUUGGUGCCGCGGGAAUGUCAUUUUCAAUGGUUAUGCUUGCUGCAAUGACUAGUAUUGGUGGGACAGGGCCGGGGAUUGUUGCGGCGGCGUUUUUGUUCAUUUUCAAUACAUUUUUCGCUAUUGGUUGGUUGGGAAUGACCUGGCUAUAUCCAGCAGAAGUUGUCCCUCUGCGAAUCAGGUCGAAAAGUAACGGACUUUCGACAUCUGCGAAUUGGAUCUUCAAUUUCAUGGUUGUUAUGAUCACACCAGUGGCAUUCGAUUCGAUUGGGUAUCAGACAUAUAUCAUUUUCGCUGUCAUCAACGCAUUCAUCGUUCCCGUGGUAUAUUUCUUCUACCCCGAAACAGCAUAUCGAUCACUGGAAGAAAUGGACACCAUCUUCCACAAGACGACUAGUGUGUUCAAGGUAGUGUCGGUGGCCAAGCAUGAACCUCAUCGAUACGGCAAGAAUGGUGAGGUGUUGAUCGAUUAUCAAGAAACAGAGGAACAUCAACGAAGGCGGAGCAGUGUGGCUAGAACAGCCAGCAUGGCGAGUCAAGGUAUUGUUGGCGGUGGUGGAGAUCGAGAUCCCGAAAAACGUGGGUAUCAUCAUGAUCAUACUCAACAGUUCAGAGGUGGUCAAGCUGGUCCGGCGCCUUUUGGAGGUGGUGGCAUUUGAUUAUGGAAUGAUGGGAUGGCAUGGUGAUUGAAGACGAAGAAGAAUAAGACGAGACCAAGAAAAUUGCAGAAUUGUUAGGCUCUGUGCUAUGUGGGUGGAUGAAAG